GCGCUUGAUAAUAUUACAGUGACUGUAUUGAGGAAUUUAGAUACAGCAGAUCAUGCAGUCACACCGGCCAUAUGUCACUCUCCGAGUCUGGGUCACAAUAACACCUUUGGCUCUUUCUGAGGCGAAUUGUUUUGUUAUUGCUCCAAAUGAAGCACUCGUUUCUUACGAAUAACCGAUCAAAAGGUAUUUUAAACACUGUAUGGGCUCGCGGAUGGUCUGUUUCCUGUCAUGUAUUGAUCGAAAUGCUCAGUAACUAUAGUAUAUAUUCUCGAGCGACCGUAAGUGCGAGUUAUUCAGCACAAGCUGGCAGUAGUACAGAAAGUACAGCCUGUACACAUCGUAUUCAGUUUCAGUAUGUGUAUAUGUGGGCCUCGGUGUGAGAUAGACGCUUAAAUCGUCUAUAAUGCUGAAUAAAUGUGCAGUUUUAUGGCGGGCCGAUUGAAUCCUGACCAUUAUAAUAUGUUUACAGUCAGGCUUUAGCGAACGCCUCUUCCGUGCCAUUACAAGGUCAGACCGAUUCACGACACAGCUCGUCUACAUUUUACUAUCGAGAUCUUCUAACCUUCUUGACGUGGACAACUUGGACAUUAAAUGCUUUUAAAAGAAAAAUACAGUGCUCGGUUGCAGCCCCAUUUAAUCCUUUCCCAUAAUGCACCGUGUCAAUGCACAGUUGUGUUUCCUGUUUACCGUUGUAACGCUUUUGUUUGCCUGGUUUUCCUUUUUUGACGCGGGUUAAAGUGCAUUGUUCUGCAUGUCUUUAAUCACGAUUGAUCAGAGAAGGAUUUGCUGAGGUGUAAAUUAAGCCUGGAAUAGGCACUGCUCCCCAGUGAGAAAGCAACAGAAGGGCUGUGAAGAUCAGCCCUAAUGGAAGAGAUCGAAACAGAGCUGACCUGCUCCGAGCAGGACGCUUUAGGAGCAGACUUCAUCACGGUGGAGCUGGACACCCAGCCCAUCGAAUAUGUGGUCAAGUGGGCCGAGGUGGGCUCAAAAUUCACUUUAGCCUGUGUGAAAAAGGAUUUGGACGAGGCUACUUGCUUCACCUCCGAUCAGAUAGUGAAAGUGGAACCGGACGAGACGUUCUUUGUCCCUUAUGAAGCCGUGUACCCAGAAUGUGAGGAAAUAGAUCCGAAUUUGAUCCCGACGCACGAGGAGGAGGUGGGAAGUGAAUCAGACUCCGACGACAACACCGAACCGGGGAAUAGCCAGCUGUGCGAAGACGAGGAUGUUUCCGAUAUUUCCUGGGAGAAAGAGGUGUCUCAUACCAGAACCUAUAAGUGCCACUUCUGCGGCAAGAUCUACAGCCAUUCCUCAAGUCUUGCUCGCCAUCUGCAUGUGCACUCGGAUAGAUCAUCCCUCCCUUCCUCGAAAGGUUUCAGCAAGUUAGGCGACAACAAAAAGUCUCUGCUGUGCAAUCUGUGCGGGGUGAGGUGCAACGGCAAGCGGCUUCUGGCGAUACACAAGAAAUGCCACAAAACCAAGAGACUGCACACGUGCAACACCUGCGGCAAAACCUUCAAUCACAGCUCUAGCCUGUCGCGGCAUCGGUUAAUCCACAAAAAAGGCUUGGAUAAAAACGCUAGGCCGUUGUACCCGGCUCCAACCCCUGCGCCCAUCAUGACCCAGCACAGUUUCCACGGCACGAAUAAAAGAACGCCGGUCCCCUCGGGCGAGCGCGAGAAGCAGUACCAGUGCGCGCAGUGCGACAGGGUCUUCAGCCACUCCGCCGGCCUCUCCAAGCACCAGGUGGCUCACGUGCGACAGCUGCUCAACUCGUACACGCACGGCAAAGACGCGCUCGACAAGUCCUCGGACCUAAAAUCCGCCUGAAGCUGUGCUCCCGCGACAAGCCCAACUACUACACCCUGUGCAAGAAGAACAAGCACAACAAAGGGGGCAAGAAGAGGCUGUGCUUGCCGAACGAGGAGCGGCCGUACCCCUGCCGCAUGUGCGAGAAGCGCUUCAGCCACACCACCAGCCUGUCUCGGCAUGAGCACACGCAUGCCAGCGACAAGUGCUACCCCUGCAACAUCUGCAAGAAGACCUUCGUACGGCUCUCCAACCUCAAGCAGCACCAGCAAACGCACGCUUCGGGCAAGCUCUACGAGUGCCCACAGUGCGGGAAGACUUUCGUUCACUCCUCCAGCUUCUCGCGCCAUAAGAAGGUCCACGCGGCAAUGAGGCUCUCACCGAAACUGGAUGACAUUAAGUGCGAAGAGGAACUGGUCAUCGAUGAGGUGGCCCCGCUGGAAUACGAGUCCGAGUGAGAAGGACCGAGAUUCUGGAACUGUCCUGGCACAGUCGACACGGAUGUUCUGGAACUGUGAUUGGGAAAAGUGUUGUUGUGUUCUUGCCAACGCUAUCUCACGACCAAUUCGUACGUAUUUUACGAGGUGUAAAACCCAGUGAAGGGUAUGUUUAGGGGUGGGGUUAGGGGAAGGUUAUUCGUGCAAAUUCAUACAAAUUUGGCAACUCGUAAAAUACAUACGAUUCAACAAAAAACAUACGAAUUCAUAUGACCUCACUUGUACGAAUUCAUACGACCCAGUGAGAUACGAGCGAGGUAGCCUACAUUUUUUUGCUAAAUCGUAUGAAUUCAUAUGAAUUUGCCACCUCGUAAAAUACGUACGAUUUAGCAAAAGUGAUAUGAAUUCGUACGAAUUUAUAAGAUUUGUCUAAACCCCAGCGACGGGUAGGUUUAGGGACGGGGUUAGGGGUAGGUCAUUCGUACGAAUUCAUGCAAAUUUGACAACUCGUGAAAUAUGUACGAUUUAGCAAAAAACGUACGAGUGAGGUCAUACGAAUUCGUAUGAAUUAGCCACUUGUUAUAAUACAUACGAUUUAGCGCAAAACGUAUGAGUGAGGUCCUACGAAUUAGCCACCUCGUAAAAUAUGUACGAUUUAGCGUAGUGAGGUCGUACAAUUUUUUUUUGCUAAAUCGAAUGUAUUUUACGAGUUGCCAAAUUCGUAUGAAUUCGUAUGAAUGACCUACGAAUUAGCCACCUCAUAAAAUAUGUACGAAUUGCCGUGAGAUUGCGUUGGUUUUGCUGUUUUUUGUUUUUGUUUGUUUGUUUACCCCUCAUUCUUAUUUUAUGACAUCGUAAUUUGGCUGUGUGGCUUCUAUCUAAUAGUCUUGUAAUUAUUAUAGCCCUUUUCGGCCACAUUAUAGGGGAUAUAGUUGCAAUCUUUGUUAAUGAAAGAAAAGUUUUUCUUUUUGUUUUGCUUUGGUUGACAUUCCCUUUUGUUUUGUUCAUUCGGUUUACUGGGAAGGUAAUUCUUUGCAAGAGGCAAAUUGUGUAAUUCUCAUUUUUAGGUGUCCACAAGAAAAACAGAGAAAAGCAGAUGGCAUUGGCAAUGCAGGUGUUAUUUAUUUUCCGUGCUUGCACUAAUCCUGUGAACCCAAAAUAAAGUACUUGUUGAGGUGUGGGAUGGAGUAGAGGGGAGUGAGGGGUGAGUUUUGUAUGCAAGAAGUAAAUUUUAUAUGCAAUUUACUUGAACGUUGUUCUAUUAAGUGUGUGGUUUGAAUUAAUGAUGUCCCCUGUAAUUAUAUUUAUGCGACCUAAUUUCUUAGACCAACUAAUUGAAGGCUUUUCUCACUUGAAGUAUGGACACACAAGAGCAGGUUUUGCUGUUUGGUUUUAUGGGAUAUUAUAUAUAUAAAAAAAAAAAGUGUAUACCGUUUCAUUAAAAACUGCUGGAUGAGUGCAAAUGGAGAUGUUCUCCAAACUAACAAGUGUUUGGGGUGAUUUGAUUGGUUUGACUAGUUUCCUCAACAUGUUGUCUUUGGUACUUAUUUCCUCUUCGAUGUUAAUUUGUCAAAAUAUGAAAUCCAUUGUGUCCAUGGAGGGUGUUUGAUGCUUGUUGACAUGGACAUGUACAGAUGCACUUAAAAUACUGUUCAUAUAAAUUUGUGUGCGUGCACUUGAUAAAUAUGAGAAAAGAAUAUACUCGCAAAGUGUGUGCUUUUUACUUCUGCUGUAUAUGUGUAAAAAGUUGCAGUUGCAAAAAGAAGUUCUAUCUGAUUUAUUUUUCUGUAUCUUCAUAAGUUAUGGAAUAGCCAAGGGAUUUCAUAUUUUAACAAGCAUUGCACUAUUGUAUUUAUAGACAGAAGCACUACAUAUUUAGGAAAUUGGAACGCGACUUUGGAUCUCCUGGUCAAAACCUCAAAUGAACGAGGCACGGAAAUAUCUUCCACGCAUUUUUGAAAAAUUGAUCAAGUGCCCUCAGCUACAUUGUGUAAGACCAAAGCUCUUCGACGCGCCACUGAAGACGUGCGGUUCAGCUCAUCAAAGGUGUUCAAUCAGUCUCCUGUUCCAUGUUCAUACGCCUUCUGGACUUUCGCUCACCACUGAAAUUGAAUAGCAAUUACUAACCCAUUUAUGGAGUUUGAAAAAUGAGACUUUGAGAAGAGUUGAGACGCACGUAUGAAGCACAGAUGACACUGUUACACCCAGAAUGAUGUUAUCAAAAAAGAAAACGCUCUUGGUACUCUAUAGUUGUUGGUUGUUUUAAUAUAUUUCCUUGGUUCUAGUCAUUGUUUUUAAUUCUUUCCAAUAAUAUAAGGUUUAUCGCUCUCCUGUCCACACUCCUCAUGGUUUGAUUUAUGUUUGUCAUUUUCUUUGUUUUCAAUUGCUGUAGCUAUUUCAUCUCUUGAUGCAGCAGACCUACAUCUUAUAUAAAGAUGUAUGUUUUUGUAUUGUGUUUGCCAUUAGAUUACAGUUUAAGAGUUCAGUCUUGCAUUUUUUUGUAAUAAAUAAUUGGUUCAUGAA
Messenger RNA from Megalobrama amblycephala (Wuchang bream), 4766 nucleotides. RefSeq names its product zinc finger protein 93. Gene Ontology annotation, molecular function: RNA polymerase II cis-regulatory region sequence-specific DNA binding; DNA-binding transcription factor activity, RNA polymerase II-specific. Gene Ontology annotation, biological process: regulation of transcription by RNA polymerase II. The record is from RefSeq and is a predicted model, not a curated record. The transcript is spliced from 2 exons. Bases 865 to 1827 code for a protein of 320 amino acids. Lineage: Eukaryota; Metazoa; Chordata; Actinopteri; Cypriniformes; Xenocyprididae.